UCCCGCCGCCCCCCGCAGAGCCCCGGUGAGCACCAUGAGCACCGAGACGUUGGUGAAGGACGUGAAACCGGGGCUCAAGAACCUCAACCUCAUCCUCAUCGUGCUGGAGACCGGGCGGGUAACGAAGACCAAGGACGGGCACGAGGUGCGCACGUGUAAAGUGGCCGACAAGAGCGGCAGCAUCAACAUCUCCGUGUGGGACGACGUCGGGAACCUCAUCCAGCCCGGGGACAUCAUCCGGCUGACCAAGGGGUACGCGUCCGUCUUCAAGGGCUGCCUCACGCUGUACACGGGGCGCGGGGGGGACUUGCAGAAGAUCGGAGAGUUCUGCAUGGUCUAUUCCGAGGUGCCCAACUUCAGCGAACCCAACCCCGAGUACGCGGCGCAGCAGUCACAGAGCAAAGGGGCUCAGAACGAGAGCGCGGCCCCGCCCCCCGCCGCGAGCCAAGGCCCCCCCGCGCCCCCCCCGGCCCCCGAGGGCCAGAACGGGAACGGGGCCCCCCCCGCGCACCCCCCCAGCGGCCGCAUCACCCGGAGCCAACCCGGGCACCCCCCGCUCAGCAACGGCAAAGAGACGCGGAGGAGCAGCAAGAGAUAACGGGGGACC
Molecule: messenger RNA, 607 nt
Organism: Neopsephotus bourkii (Bourke's parrot)
Lineage: Eukaryota; Metazoa; Chordata; Aves; Psittaciformes; Psittacidae
Gene: NABP2
Product: nucleic acid binding protein 2
Exons: 6
Coding region: 35-598 (187 amino acids)
Biological process (GO): response to ionizing radiation; double-strand break repair via homologous recombination; mitotic cell cycle checkpoint signaling
Cellular component (GO): SOSS complex
Molecular function (GO): DNA binding
Source: RefSeq, a predicted model, not a curated record